AUGAAAAUGAAUCUUUCGGAGAAACAACGUGAAGAUAUCAAUCGAGCUAUUGGUGAUUAUUUAAAAUCGUAUGGCUAUUCGGAGACGUUUGCAAAGUUCAAAGAAGAAGCGAGUGUUCCAGACGAGAUCGAUCCGAAGCAUUCGGGACUUCUCGAGAAAAAAUGGACAUCGGUGCUUCGUUUGCAGAAAAAGAUUAACGAUUUGGAGGCGAAAUUGCUCGAAUCUGAGAAAGAGAUCACACAAGGAGCACCGACAAAAGAGAAACGGCAAGCAGCUGAAUGGAUCCCUAGACCGCCCGAGCGUUUCCUUCUCAAUGGACAUCGAUCUCCGGUGAAUCGUGUAAUCUUUCAUCCAAUCUACAGCGUUAUCGCCAGUUGCUCAGAUGAUACAACAAUUAAGAUUUGGGAUUACGAGUCGGGCGAUUUCGAGCGCACGUUGAAAGGGCACACGGAGGCUGUGCAAGACGUGGCUUUCGAUAAAUCGGGAAAGAUUUUGGUUUCUUGUUCGGCUGAUUUAAGUGUGAAGACAUGGGAUUUCUCCGGCACCUACGAGUGUCUUCGAACGAUGCGAGGUCAUGAUCACAAUGUGUCAUCAGUGGCUUUCCUUCCAUCAGGCGAUCACAUUCUUUCCGCAUCUCGUGAUCACACCGUUCGUAUGUGGGAGACAGCGACUGGCUACUGUAUUUUCGUGUUCCGUGGUCACAAUGAGUGGGUUCGAAUGGUGCGUGUCUCGCUUUGUGGCCAUUAUUUCGCCACAGCUAGCAAUGAUCAGUCUCUGAUAGUGUGGUCAGUGGAGAAAAAAGCAACUCGACACGUGCUUCGCGAACACGAUCACGUUGUGGAGUGUGUUGAGUGGGCAUCACCGGCAGCGAUUCCAUUUGUCACUGGAGCUACGAAAAAAAUAGCCUCAAACGAUAAAAAUGAUGAGAUGACAUUGUCUCUUUUGGCCUCAGGCUCGCGAGAUAAAACGAUCAAGCUUUGGGAUGCGAUCAAUGGGAUUUGUUUGUAUACUUUUAUUGGACACGACAACUGGAUUCGAGGGCUUAGAUUCCAUCCGGGUGGAAAAUUCCUGGCCUCAGUUUCUGAUGAUAAAACAUUGCGUAUGUGGGAUCUUGUUGAUAAAAGGUGCAUGAAAUCGUUUGAUGCACAUCCACAUUUUGUUUCAUCACUUGAUUUUCAUCAAUCAGCUCCUUACGUGGUGACAUCAAGUGUCGAUAUGGCGGUGAAAGUAUGGGAAUGUCGG
Mesorhabditis belari is the source of this 1242-nucleotide messenger RNA. Lineage: Eukaryota; Metazoa; Nematoda; Chromadorea; Rhabditida; Rhabditidae. The record is from the annotation of a GenBank genome assembly.